Thecamonas trahens ATCC 50062 is the source of this 2031-nucleotide messenger RNA. RefSeq lists its product as uncharacterized. The record is from RefSeq and is a predicted model, not a curated record. Bases 10 to 2031 code for a protein of 673 amino acids. The transcript has 2 exons. Gene Ontology annotation, molecular function: microtubule binding. Lineage: Eukaryota; Apusomonadida; Apusomonadidae. Gene Ontology annotation, cellular component: ciliary basal body; cilium.
CCUUCAUCCAUGUCCAAACCCAUGGACACAGCUCCCAAGACCGAAGACAACGGAGACCAUGCCGGUGGUAGUCGUCUUGGUGGUGCGGGUGCAACAACGGUGGCGGCAAAGGCAGCCGGACGAGGAACGGGGCGCAAGGUCGGUGUGGGCGAUGCGGACAAGUUCAUGGUGAGCCCGGCGGAGAAGGCCAUGUGGGCCAUGAAAAUCAAGGACUUGGAGACAAGGUUGGAGUCAGCUGCGGUGGAGGUCGGAUCGCUGAAGGAUGAGAACGAAGAGCUGAAGAGAAUCAACGAGGAGAUCGAAAAGACGGCGGCUGCCAAUCGGGCGGCGUGGAAGAUCCUGCACGAGGAAAAGGACUCUCACAUCCAGUUUCAGACUGCCCGUGCAGAGCAGCUGAAAGAAGAAAAGGCACAGCGAGUGGCUGAGCUGGAGCUCAAGGUCGAAGAGCUCGAGCAUCAGGCGGCGAUGGACAUGCGGCAGGCCGAGGAGAAGAUCCGAAAGCUGAUGCGCAAGAUCGAGGCCACCAUGAAGUUUGUCGAGGUCCAGCACCACCUGGAGAACGAGCUGGCGACGCUGCAACAGCAGCGGGCAACCGAAAAGGUGGCGUUUCAGAAAAAGUACGAGGAGCAAGACUACCAGCACCUCAAGGCCCAGAAGGAUCUAGAGGCGCGGUACGACGCCAAGGUCAAGCACCUGACCGCACAGAUGAAGGGUCUCUCUGAUUCGCUCAUGGCCGAGACAACCAAGCGGACGAUUGUGGAGAACAUCCGCCUCAACAAGAUGAUCGAAGACAUGUCGGUGAACAACAAGGACCUCAUCCUGGAGAAGGAGCAGAUGAUGGUCGAGCUGCUCAACCUGCGCCGGCAAAAAGAGCUGCUGACUGUGUCGGAAAAAGUGCUCGCCGAGAAGAUGACCAACGCCCGCAAGGUCAUUAAGCGGCUUGCCGACAAGAUCCGCAAGCUGGAAAACGGCAUGCGUCGCGAGGCCGACGUCGACGUCCAGGUCGAGUCGGAGAUUGUCGCUCUGCAAGAACAUGUCAUUCUGCUGCAGAGCCAGCUUGCCACCGCCCAGAGCGAGCUGCACGCAACCGAGGAGAACCUUGCUGCCGAGCGGAGGCACCGCGAGGCGCUGCAGCGCGAGCAGGACUCGUUUCUAUCGAUGCUUGAGGAGGCUGCAGGCUUUAUCCUGGCCUGCCUCCAGGAUGUGAAGCAGCAGCUAGCGCUCGAGCGCGAGACCAAGGAGCUGGCGGCGUCGGCCGAGCUCCGCCGGUCCGAGUCGUCGCUCGCCAACCUGCGGAGCGGCGGGGGCAAGGACUCGACCAACGACGCGCCCUCUGGUGCCGGUGCGGACAGCGACACUGUGUCGCUCCCGCCGUCGCUCACCGCGCUCACCUCGGCUGAACGGGAGAACGUUCUCGAGUACCUACUCAAACAGCUUAACGCGCUGCAGGUGGUCGGUGGCAUGCCUCAGUCGGCGUCCGCAAGCAAGACUGGGAGCAGCGGACAGGCGCGCGGGGCGUCAGCGGAAGCGGCUCGCGGCUCGCGCGGCUCAGCCGGAAGCAGUGGCCCAGCGUCGCGCGGCCGGGCAUCGGCAGCAUCGCGCGGCUCGUCCCGCGGCGGCUCGGAUGGCCGACUCUCGGCCUCGAUCUUCCGCUGGGCCACGCCGUCGCCGUCACCAGGCUACUACACCGGCGAGCACCGGCCGACCGUGACGGUGGCGACCCAGACCGUGGCGAGCGAGCCGACCCAGCUCUUUGACACCCACCUCGGAACAGGCUCCAAAGGCGCGUCGUCGAGCGAUGAGGCCCGCGCGUACCGCCGAGCCGUCCUCGGCGACGUCCGGCCGUGGGGCGCGCCGGCGCAACAGUUGCCGCUCACCAAGCGUGGCCCGCGGAUGUUCCUGCGCAAGGCCGGGACCGGGCCGGCUGCACGACGGGCACCGUCGGGCGCCUCCAGUCGGAGCUCCAGCCGGACCGGAGCGGGCACCCUCAUACUUCCUCCUGUUGUUGGCUCGCGCACAGGCGCGUCGUAG